Messenger RNA from Vitrella brassicaformis, 1806 nucleotides. NCBI's taxonomy places the organism in Eukaryota, Vitrellaceae. The record is from the annotation of a GenBank genome assembly.
GGCAUGCAGAUUGACAGACAUCAACUCCUUCGUAUACGUAAGCUGUACACACACAGACGUACAUAUCCACGCAUACAUACAUCAUGAUGCAUCCAUCGGUUUGGGAAAGCCAUGCAGCUGUACAUGUCAUGUCAUGUAGUCACGACCACGCAUCAGCAGCAGUAAGGUGAGGAAAGUAAAAGGAGUCAGUCUUUCGACAACAAACGACUCGCAUCGCAUUAUCGAUCGCAUCCAUGACUCAUCUCUUCUUCUCCUUCUGCACAAGCCCCACAAGUAAGUCACAACCCACCCAAGACAAGAAAAGGAUAGAUCUGAUUCAGCCGAUCAGCUCAGCCGUCAUCUCCGACCACUGUGGACCCGCCUUGCGGCUCGCCCGAGAGCGAUGAGCUCGAUGAGGAGAAGAUGGAAAAUGCUCUGCAGCGGGAGAAGGUCAGCCCGCCGCACGAAAGACUGCCGAGCACAAAGCAGAUGCACUGCACGGCACCCACACGCGCACACAGUAGAGAGUGUCAAGGCGCAUGUCCAGUGGGUGGUGUGAAUGAGUGUGAGCGUCUUUGUUUAAUGGCUGACCGUGACGAUCAGUAGGAUAAAGAGGUAUGACUUGAAGCUCUGCCACCAGAGAGAGCGCUUCAUCGCACGACCGGCCAUGCGAAAACGGACACUCUGACAGACAGACAGACAGACAGACAGACAGCCACAAAUAAAGGUAAAGCCUCCCUCGAUCGGAUCCGCCAGCGUACGUUGCAUACCUCUCCCUUGAGGAGCUCAGUUUUCCCCAUGAGCGACUCGAUCUGCUCGCCACGCUCCAUCACACGCUCUACACACGCAUACAGGUGUCGUAGAUACACGCUCGCACGGUGCUUUGAGUGGUGAAUGCCUCCUUGGCUGGCUCCCGUACGUAUGUUGUCCUUCAUGAUGUCGGUCACGUCGUCCAGCUCCCUCUCCACCUUGUGGAUGCGAUUCAGACCGAAAUUCUGGUUGUAAUCGUCCUGACGCACACACGCGCGCACAAGCACAGCACAAGCCAAAAGAUCCAUUGCACCACUUCUGCAGAGCCAUAUGGUGUGCUGGCUUGGUGGUGAGCGGCUUGACCAUGAGCGACUUGACCAUUCUGGUCAGUUCCGCCGACUUGGACGCCCCUCCCAUCGCAGGCCGCUCAUACUCGCGACGAAACUUCUCGCGCAAGUCAUCCUGAACACACCACGCCGCUCAGGCAGGCGAAAGAAAAAGUCUGCUAUGGCGUGCCGUGUGUGUGUGUAUGGUAUGUGUUCGCAAAUUCGCUCACUAAAAACUGGAAGGGUACUUCCGAGCCCGCCUCGGCGCUCCCCACACACAUGUAGAUCAGCUCAUUGUCCACCAGCUGCCAGUGCGCCACACACACACACCCCAGACAGACAGACAGACAGACUCACGCCCGCCGUGCGCAUCCGCAUACAAAAGUGCUCGCAGACUGUGCUUACGUAGUUGAACGUUUUCGACUCGUACACAUACGUCCGGCGCCCUCUCGCCCGUGGCACCUUGCCCAGGACCUUCCUGCACCAACCAACAGCCAGCCAGCACAGCAUCCAUUCAGCUGGCGUGUUGCGCAUGUGUUUUCAUCUAUGUGAUUGUGAGUGCUUGUGCGUGAGUGCGUGUCAUUCUUCCUUCCUUCUCUGUGCGUGGCUUGAUCCAUGCAUGACGCAUGCGGCUCACCUCGACACGUCAAGGAGGUUGUCUACAAGGGCGGAAAACUCGCACAACACGAAGGUGCCCUUAGCCACAAGGGCAUGAGUAAUGUGCAUCGAACCUCUGCACCUUCCCCUUUUC